Epinephelus fuscoguttatus (brown-marbled grouper) is the source of this 8669-nucleotide messenger RNA. It is a transcript of the gene esrrga, whose product is annotated as estrogen-related receptor gamma a. Lineage: Eukaryota; Metazoa; Chordata; Actinopteri; Perciformes; Serranidae. The transcript is spliced from 9 exons. Gene Ontology annotation, molecular function: sequence-specific DNA binding; steroid binding; DNA-binding transcription factor activity. Gene Ontology annotation, cellular component: nucleus. Gene Ontology annotation, biological process: regulation of DNA-templated transcription. The record is from RefSeq and is a predicted model, not a curated record. Bases 376 to 1896 code for a protein of 506 amino acids.
CUGGCUGGCUGGCUGUGUGUGUACCUAUAGCCCCCUCUCCCUGGCUCUCACAUACACACACCGCGCACACACACCCACACACGCUUCCUCACAUCUACACACACACACACGCAGAGCUGAUCAGUGCAGGCAGCGCAGAGCCUGGUAAUUGUAUUGCUCCCUCCAAGCGGAAGGAAGGACCGAGAGAGAGGGACACCGGAGAAAGAAGAAGAGGAGAGAGAGGAGAGAUAUAAAAACUUUGAUUUUAUAAUUUUUUUUAAUUUUCUUGUUUUUUUCCUGGAGGAGGGUGACAUGACAAUGACCCGGUAUCGCCGAUGGAGUCGGUAGGACACCCGUUAUCCGAGUGUUUUUUAAUGCACUCUGAACAAGAGUAGAAUGAACUUAUCGAAGGGGCCAUUGGUGAACAGCAGCAGUGACGAUAACUCCAAGUCAACCUAUAGUAAAUGCGGUGCUGGCGUCUGGAGGAUGCACCAGAGCUACGAUCCACUAGAGGCCAACCACAUGAGAGACGCACAUGCCCUCUACAACCCCAGGCUUCUCUGCAGAAUGUCCAGUAAGGAGCGCCACCUUGAGUCCAACUGUCCGUCCUCUUAUAUAAAGACUGAGCCGUCUAGUCCUGCCUCCCUGACUGACAGCCUGAACCAUCACUCCCCUGGUGGCUCCAGUGACGCCUCAGGCUCCUAUUCGUCCACAAUGAACGGCCACCCCAACGGCUUAGACUCCCCGAGCCUUUACGGCUCCAACGCAGGGCCCCUGGGUCCCGCUGGCGGCCCCGGAUCAAAGCGUUACGAGGACUGUUCGUCAACUAUUGGGGAAGAUUCGCAGAUUAAGUGCGAGUACAUGUUGAAUUCGAUGCCCAAGAGGCUGUGUCUGGUGUGCGGGGACAUUGCGUCAGGGUACCACUAUGGAGUGGCAUCCUGUGAGGCCUGCAAGGCCUUCUUCAAACGCACCAUCCAAGGCAACAUAGAGUACAGCUGUCCAGCCACCAACGAGUGCGAGAUCACCAAGAGGAGACGCAAGUCGUGCCAGGCCUGCCGCUUCAUGAAGUGUCUGACUGUGGGCAUGCUGAGGGAGGGUAAGGGAAAAGGUGUUCGUCUGGACAGGGUUCGUGGUGGGAGACAGAAGUACAAACGCCGGAUAGAUGCAGACAACAGUCCAUACCUGAACCCACAGCUGGCUCUGCCUCCCAAGAAGCCAUUUGCCUUUGGCUGCCUUGCAGAUAACAAAAUCGUCUCUCACCUGCUGGUGGCCGAGCCAGAGAAGAUUUACGCCAUGCCUGACCCAACAGUACCAGACAGCGACAUCAAGGCCCUGACUACGCUGUGUGACCUGGCGGACAGAGAGCUGGUGGUCAACAUCGGCUGGGCCAAACAUAUCCCAGGGUUCUCUACGCUGUCUUUGGCAGACCAGAUGAGUCUACUGCAGAGUGCAUGGAUGGAGAUCUUGAUCCUACGUGUUGUCUACCGCUCACUGUCCUUUGAAGACAAGUUGGUGUAUGCCGAGGACUACAUAAUGGACGAGGACCAGUCGAAGCUAGCCGGACUUCUGGACCUGAACAAUGCCAUCCUCCAGCUGGUGAAGAAAUACAAGACUAUGAAGCUAGAGAAGGAGGAAUUUGUCGCUCUCAAGGCCAUCGCUUUGGCUAACUCAGACUCCAUGCACAUUGAGGACGUGGAUGCAGUGCAGAAGCUCCAGGAUGUGCUCCACGAGGCCCUGCAGGACUACGAGGCUUCCCAGCACCAGGAGGAUCCCCGCCGGGCGGGCAAGCUGCUCAUGACCCUCCCCCUGCUCCGCCAGACCUCCACCAAGGCUGUGCAACACUUCUACAGCAUCAAGCAGGACGGCAAAGUCCCAAUGCACAAACUCUUCCUGGAGCUGCUGGAAGCCAAGGUCUGAGGGCGGGAGAAUAGACAGAAGGACAGCUAGACGCCAGUCUGAAUCUCACUUUGAAUGACCUCUUGCUCUUUUACACGCACACACUCUUUACACACAUGUGCACACACACACAGAAACAUGUCCCUGAAGUAUGUCUGCUGACACAUCCAACUAUGAACAAACAAGUAACCUAAACCUCUUACCCGAACCCCUGAACUUUCGCCGUCUUUGACAGAAGGCCGCUCGCUUGACCUUUUGUUUUGGGGAAGAAGCUGACAGACGGACAUGACCCCCGUAUUACCAAGGCAAGAAGAUAUUUGGUUUUAAAACUAUUAACAAUCACUCAACAGUUACCACAGUGGCUCCGAACACUGAAGAUGGCAAAACUCUUAUGCAUUUAAUAACAGUUAAGAUGUUAUUAAAGACAAACACUUAAAUGAGGACACAUUUAAAAGAAACUGAAAACUCUUCAUUUUAGUUCAGAGAGACUGUAAGACUGCACUCGUGUCUCCUUUUCCCUCCCUAUUUCCCCCAACAGAGUUUUUUAAGUGUUCAAGAAGAAGACGAGUGGAGAAAAAAAAAAAGAACACUAAAGAAGUAUUAAUGACGUUUGUUGUCAAAUUACAUGUACAAUGAAAUUUGGAAGGAUGGACAGAAAGAAAAGAAGAGGAGAUUUGCCCUGCCAAAGAAUGGAGCUCAUCCAUUCAGAGGAUGCCAGCAAACUUUACUGUCAUAACCCAAAACUGUUUCUGGUUUGAUCAACCGGUGGCUUUCAAUGCUGGGCCUCAAGCUGGUUUUCUGCUCCAACCAGAAAAUGUUUCUGGUUGUUAUGAAAGCCAGCAGGGCCAGGAUUGGAAACCACUGCUGUAAACGCUCUCUGGUUCUCCCUAAAUUCAGUUCCUGGUUUCCCAUGACUCCCGUACGUCAACUACAAUUUUACUAUUUGUUGUAUAUGUUGAGGAUCAGUGACCCUGGCCUCCCAAACCUGUCAGUAUAACCAUAGAAUUAAGUGUUUGCACACUUAAUGUGGCUGAAAAUGUUUCCAAAUAUUCAAACCACUUGAGGUGUGAUCGACUGACAGAGUCAAAAGACUACUCAACACAAUAAGACGAUCUAUACUGUCAAGAAUGGAUUCCUGCUUGUCCGACUGGUAAACGUAGGCUGAGUCCACAUUCAUUCUGUCAGACACUCCUCUUGUGUUUGGACGUCUGUUUAAAACCUUUUCAGCCGCUCAGUGGCCCAGGUUUGUAGCUCUCCACACAUAAGUCAGUAGAGAUUUCAGUCUGUCAAUGUGCCAUUAAGAAUAGUCCAGCCCGUGCUCUUUACCCAAACUCCAAAAACUGCAAAGUGUCACUUCAGUACUCCCCUCGUUGCUCCGUUACAUUCAUAACUUCCACCUCAUCUCUCGUGUCAGCACGGAGAUAUAUUUGUGAUCCAUUCAGGGAGUGACGGGGGCGCUUCAGUCACUCAACGCAAUACGAACCAGAAGGAAAAUGUGUGCUGACAAAACUGACUGAAGAACAACUAUUGUUGCUUUCAAACUCCUUUUUUUUUUAUUUCUAUCUUGAAAAUAAUCUUAGCGAUGAUACCAGUAUUAGGGUUGUAAAUAACUGUCAUCCUGUAUAUGACAUAUAACACGGCUUUGUUUUUGUUAAUAAUAUUGUCUUCUUAAAACUGAAUCAAUCAAUAUGUCUUUCCUUUUUUCUAUCAGCUUGACCACUUUCAGCAAUUAUCAUAUAUAUAUAAAUAUAACAAGUAAUAAUGUAUUAACAAAUCAGCGUUUAUCUUAGAGAAACUCUGAGCAAUAGUGGUUUUUAAAGGAGGGGUUUGUGCAUAUGGACUAAGUCUGCAAUAUAAACAUAACGUGCCAGUCUUAAAUUUGGGAGAGAGAGGACGGGGAUUUGAGGAGAGUUUGUAGCUUCUCUUUCUCUCUGUGUAACUUGCCAUACGCUAUUAGAUAACAGUCAAUAUUUCCUUUGUUAGAGAAAGUUAGACACGAACAAAUGUGGACCAGAAAUGUGAGGAUGAGCUGUUAAUGCCACCGUCACAUAAAAGCUGUGUGAGGAACGGUUAUGGUGAGGGCCGAAGAAGUAACACAAGCAGCUAAGAAAAUUAAAAUAUCCAUAAUCCAGUUUGCAGUUAUCACAGGGCUCUGAUGUUUGACCAGGCUCUUUUUGCUGUCACUUUUAAUCUGAUGAAAAACAAAAGUUCUUUGUUUAUAAUCAGCUGUUUAGUCAUGUUUCUUCAGCCAUGUGGCCGAGUGUGGUGACCAUUAGAACAACUUAAACCUGGAUCUGUGCAGAGGGAGACGGUGCUCACAAAAACACAAAAAAUCAUCAAUAAAAAAACAUCAUGUUGACAGUUUCAUGUUAGCUCACUUUUCCGCUUCUUAUUGUUAGACACACAUCUGUAAUAUAGCCUGCAUUUCAGGUGAACAAAGAGAAGUCUCAUCAAAAAGCAUUUUUUUAAAAUGUGAAUUUAAUGACAUUAAUUAAAUAAACUCGGAACGAUAAGGACUUUAGGUGGCCAGUUUUAUAGUAAUUUACAGGCGUUUUUUAGGCUCCGUCUACACAUAAAAAGAUAUUUUUUUCAAGUGGAAAUCUUUCCCCCUACGCGUAAAAAAUAAUUCUGUCCACACAACCUUAAUUUUACAAAAUAUCUCUGUAUGCACUAGAACGCAAAAAUGACUCCAAACACUCACCAGCAUUAGCUGUCUUUUGCCGUCUCCAUUCGUUGCCAAGGCAGUAAAGUCUACAAGCUAAAGUUACUUUUUACCAAACGACUGGAGGUCUCAUUACUGUUGAUUACACUUCUCUUUACGAACGAAGGAGCUUACUGUAAGAUUCGAGUGAUGCUCUGGACGUGCUAAAGUCUUGCUUCCACUCCUCAUUGACAACAAUCCAACUCUCAAAAAUGUCCCACCAUCUGCUGGUUCAGAUCCAAAGCCUUUGUUUCUGGUGGACUCUAACCACAAACACUGAAGUGGACCAAAUAACACUGGGCGCAGCAAGUUUAAGUGUAAAGUAGUCAUUACACCAAGCAUGCUAACAAAACAUAAACAAAAAGUCCAGUGUCGUUAUUGUUUCUGGCACAUGGUCAUUACACAAAGCAACAGUUGACAUGCACCCACUGAGAAGAUGACAUCAUUAUUUCCCCAACGCUCCAUUUCAAAUGUCCACAAGUACAAAGUAACUGGAGCUUUUGAAAACUGGCACCUUAUUAGACAUUUUUUGAAAACUUUGAGGGCGAGAAGCCGAAACAGAGAGGGAAAAAUACUUUUUUUCUGAAUGUGUGUAGACAGGGCCUGAAAGUCGAAGUGGCCUGUUAAAUUUAAAGGAGCAGUGUGCGACAUUCAGAGCAUAUCUGGGAUUCAGAGUCUUUGGCAGGAUUGUGUGCUCAUGGUUCUCCACAUGGAGGUGACUGAGCAGGCAGCUAGCAGCAAACAGUGCUAACUCAGUAUAUAGUGCUAACAAUAGCAACUAUGCUUACAGAUCUAAUGGUGUUAAUCAGGGUGAGCGCUACACUUCCACGAAGAUUCACUUACAAGAACUCACAUGAACUAACAUGCACGCGUGGCAGGUAUGGCUCCCACAACAGAGAGGCUCAGAUUACAACACUCAAAGGCAGCAAGACUUCAUUCUCUGCUCACGACAUCAUUACUCCACUAUAUCUUUCCAUAGCAGAUAGUGGUCUGCUGCUAUAUUAAGUGUUGCAAACAGUGACUUAAUGUGCAUUGUUUAGUGGCAAGAAAUGGAAAGCUGAGCUUACGGGAAGCUGUCUGACAUUUUACAAUCAAAUAAAAAAACAAUUUCAUUGUUACAGCAGGAUCGCAUGGCUGACUGAUCACAGCUUUAACAGGUGGAGACAGUCGAGGGAUUUUUUUUUUUAUAUCAUUGUUUAUGUCAUUUCUAAAGCCGAAUAAGAAUGCCAAAAUGUGUAAUGUAGAUGAGGGUGUAAUCUAAUAUAAAAUGGCAACUUGUCACAGCUGAGGAGUGCUGCAGUUUAAAUAUAGUUGAUCUCUAACAUCACACGCUCUAUAUCAAACAUCAGUAUUAUAAGUAAGGGGUAUUUUCUCAGCCUUCUUAAACAUUGUAUAUUGUAAAUUAUACAGAUUAUAAUUCUAACAUAAGACAUUUUAUUGGAAACAAAAUCGAGAAAAAAAAGGAAAAAAAAAUGUAGUUCAGCCUCGAUGUGUGUUUCAUGUUCGCUGUUUUUUCUAUCAAGAAAAAACCCUGUUUCUUUAGUUUUAUCUGUUUCUUUGUUUUCAAGUCUUUCUGUUUGAUCCUUUCCUCCUUUGUUGAGUCUUCUAAGGCGUUGCUGUGUACUUUUUCUUGUGGUGAUUCCCGUUCUUGUGCCGUGUGCUUCUUCUUUAGACAACACAGAGUAGAGUAGAGGCCAUGUUGUCUGUCUGUCGGAUCAGUCCGCUGGGGGUCUGGGCACCGGAUUCUCUCUCAAUGAACCGAACCGGAUAUAAGGCUCUUCUUCUAGAAACUUAACUAGACCACCAAGAUCAAAUUACAGUACUCAUCUUUACCAAACUAUACAUAAAUAAUUAAAUAUUUAGUAUCUAAAUGAAGAAACACCAUACAAGUAUUUAAAAAGGGAUCAUUUGUGUAACUUUCCUGUAGAAUAAACAAUAUACUGUAUAUCUUUAGGUUUAAAUAACGAUGAAAUGAAAAGGACAUUUGAGUAAUUCAGAACUGUAGGUGACUCUUUUUUGAUAAACUCGCUGUACAUAACUGCCUUCCAUACAGCUCGGCUCAAUCAUCUUUACUGUUUCAGCAGUCAAAAAGAGAAAAUACGAAGAUGAAAAACUUUUUCUUUCCCUCCAUCGUUGUGUCCUGUUUUCAGCUCAUUUCCAGGAAGAUAUCUUGUUUUACCACAAAGAGUAAUGAUCGGACAGGUGAAGGUUAGGAUUAAAGGUUUUUGUGGGUUGGUGGGAAAUGUAAAAAAAAAAAAAAAAAAAAAAAGAAAAGAAAAAGAAAAAAAAGCUCGACAUGUUUAGUUUGCACUUGCUGUUUCUCUUCUUCUCUUCACCAUGCACUCAUUACAUUGUGGGACACGUUUCUGCUUCGGCCCCAGAAUUAAGAACUCAAGAUUUAAAACUCAAAGUCUCCUUUAAUGAACGCGUUACUGUGCUUGUGGUACCUCUUUAUACACAGUUAGAUUUAGAGAUUUUGUGCUACAAAUAGCAUCAAUUCAAACAACACAUCAAAGGUCUUAAACAUUAACGUCAUUUUUUUUCUUAAAAAGAAAUAUACACACUAAUUAUUUCACAGGUGCAUAAAAUAAAUUUGCAGGUAAAGUCCCUGAUGACAGUUGCUUUUCCUGUUUUGAUUGUACCUUAAAACACCGUCUCAUGGUCAGAACGAUGGUAUUUCUUAUCAUCCACUGUACAAUGGUCGACAAAUAACCUAUGGAAGAAAAGUGCUCUUUUCCUCACUAUUAUUUUUUCUUUCUUAUGUUACUGUUUUUAUUUAUUUGUAAGUUGUCAAACCAAACCUGUGUACUUCUGAGCAAUUUGACGUAAUGAAAGAUGUUACACGUCUCCCUGAGGUGAUUAAGGCUGAGCUGGAUUUGGUUAAUAGCCUUUUUUUUUUAAGAAUCAAGUUUCUAAAUUAGCAAAUGCUGAUAUGUCUUUCUGAAUUUUCCUAAAUAACAAAUUACCAGUGUCAAACGAGUAAUUUACUGUAAAUGAUGGUCCUGGCAGGAAAUGGUUCGCCGUAUGCCAUCUUGUUUUGCUAGUAAAAAAAAAAAAAAACAAUAAAUCUACCAGCUAUAAUCAGGAGGGAGAUUGUGUGAUUCUUUCGGAGGUUUUGAUAUAACUUGCUGCUCGUAGUUAUUAUUUACAUGUACAAAACGAAUGCGUUUUCAUACAUUUUUUUUGCUAGUUAAAAGGCAAUAUUUGGAUGACUGUGCAAUGAUGAGACAAGAGUUGCACUUGUUUGUUUUGUGUUACACGUCUAAAUGGUGUUGAAGCUUUUAAAAUGAUUCUGCAGUUAGUGUUAAAACCACAUAAGAGACAACAAACCAAACUGGUAUUUUCUAAGAGGAGCGUUGAAAGAAGGACUGACUGGGUUUUUGCAGAGCCAUCGAUAGAAAGAGUUUGACCUGGUUGCACUUUAGGCACCAUGUUACCGCCCUCAUCUGGAACUUAGAUCCAUUAGCUGCGAAUACUCUAUGUAACAAUAGUUUAGCUGGAACAGAGGGAUGAGUUAUUUAGGCGUAGGAACAAAGCGGGAUUGUCCAUCUUCCAUGGCUGCCCCUGAAAUCUGCUAAGGCCAAACUGUGUCUAUCUACAGCUCUACAGUGUUUAGUCAUUUAGUUGUAUUUAAUCCCCAAAUGUAACUGCCACUUGUGCUGCAGCUAACCCUGCAGUCUGAAUUUGCAAAUGUGAAGAAAAUAUUUAAGGGAGAGAGAACGAUGACACGUUUGGAUACGAAGGAUAUUUAAAGGUUAAAAAGACCCCGUCGUGGUGGAGAAGAGUUGUGUACGAGAGAAGACCCUGUAGUGUUAAUUAAAAAACAUGUCCGUAGAUUUUAGAUGUGCUUCACAUCAGUAAAUGAAAAAAAGAAACAAUAACCUGUAUAUUUUUGUGACGUGUAUCAUACAAGUGUGCUCCAACAAUAAUGUCCAUUUGUGUAAAUGUAUUUAUUUCACAUUGUAUAUAUUGUUCAAUGCAAAAAGAGAGACCUAUGAUUCUGUAACUUAAACUACUAUGGGUUGAAACAUUACAUGUGUUACUCCAGACUAUGCCUUUCAGGAUUAUUACAGUAGAGCAAUAUCAAUUAAAA